UUAUGAGAUUUGCUGAAUCUAUAUCACAAAAAGGGCUGUACAAUUAUUGUUUCUUGUAUUGUUUAGAAAAUUUCAAUACAAUUCUGGAAACUGAAUCGCAAAUAGUACAAUUAUAUGAAUUCAAUUUGGAAGAUAUUGUUAAGCUCAUAUCAAACGAUCAUUUGAUGGUUAAAUCUGAAGAAAAGAUCUUUGAUUUUAUUAUGGGAUGGAUAAAACAUGAUAUAGAGAAACGAAGUAGACAUUUAUCAAAUUUACUAAAUUAUUUGAGGUUACCUUUAAUUUUGGAAAAAAAUUUCAAACGAAUAUGUGAUGAACCUUUACUAAAAAUUGAAAUUAAAUGCUUGAAUGAUAUAAUGUAUAAAAAAUGAUUUGACAAGGUUGACGAAAAUAUUAGAAAAGCAGCAAAGAGGACACCUCCUCAUUUUAUACCAAAUGUGUGAAAAUGAUCUUAAUUGGAAAUCAUGUAAUUAUUCAUUUUUUUGUCUACCUCGUCGUGAUGCAACUUUUGUCGUUUCGGAAACUGGAAUACUACUUGCAAUUGGAGGUUAUGAUGAAUUAGGAAAAUGGAGAAAUUGUGUUGAUGAACUUGAACUUACUUCUACAUCAAAAAUGUGGAUACCUACAACGCCUUUGCAUAGAUCACGGUUAUAUUUUUCUGUUUGCACUAAAGGAAAAUAUAUAUAUGUGGUAGGAGGUGAAGAUACUUUAGGAGAAACAUUAGAUUCAAUAGAAUAUUAUGACACAUAUUCGAAGGAAUGGACUGUAAUAGAAGAGCCAUUGCCAACCGCUCGGAGUUUCUGCAGUUCAGUAAUUCACAACUCUCGUUUAUAUGUUUUUGGUGGAAAUGACGGUGAAGACCUUUUAAGUAGUGUAUACUGCUAUAAUCUACGAGAAAAAUGUUGGACUAUGUGUAAUCUUAUGCCUACAGCUACCGCUACAACAAUGGGCAUUACAAGCAGAGGAAACGAUUUUUAUAUAUUUGGCGGUCAUGGAACACCUGAAGGUGCUUACAAAAUGAACAUAAAUGAUUCAAAAUGGGAUACUCUACCCGAUAUGAUCAACGCAAAAUAUUUUGCAAAUGCCGUUACUAUUAAAAACAAUUUUUUUGUUGUGGGAAAGAAUACUGCUUGGUGGUACACAAAAAAUGAUGAAAAACCCAAGGGAGUCUUUUGUGAAAGAUAUAUUGCUGGAAAAAACAUAUGUCAAGAGAUUGAGUCAUCAAGUAUAUUAAGUGAUUAUGAUCACAUAAUUUGUCUUAAUGAUGCGAGAUUGAAAACAUUUAAUAUUGACAUAUCAUAAAAAUUUUAAUAUUAUAUACUAUGAAAUUGAAAAAAUAUUUUUUUAAAAGAUAAUCAAAACUGAUUAAUACUGUGCAGUGAAUAUAAAUAUAUAUUUAAUGAACAUUAUACAA
Molecule: messenger RNA, 1411 nt
Organism: Adelges cooleyi (spruce gall adelgid)
Lineage: Eukaryota; Metazoa; Arthropoda; Insecta; Hemiptera; Adelgidae
Product: kelch-like protein 10
Exons: 8
Coding region: 433-1299 (288 amino acids)
Molecular function (GO): protein binding
Source: RefSeq, a predicted model, not a curated record